UUGGCUUUGCCGGUUUGACCACAAAUGCGUCGCCAAAAGUCUCUUGAAAGUUUUGAAAACCUGAAACGAUACUAGGAGCAGGCGUUGACCCAGAACCUCUGCCAUGGUUUCCAUCUCCAUUCAAUCACCCACUUUCUCAAAGUCCACAUUUUUAUCUCCCGCCACCCGGAAGACCCGACAUGUAGCUUCUCCAUCACUUCGUGUCACUGCUUCUCGCAGCUCUUUCGAUGUUGUUGUUGUUGGUGGUGGGAUCAUCGGGUUGACCAUAGCCCGCCAGCUACUUAAUGGGUCGGAUCUAUCCGUUGCCGUUGUCGAUAAGGCCGUCCCUUGCUCCGGCGCCACCGGUGCCGGACAGGGGUAUAUAUGGAUGACGCACAAGAAACCAGGCAGUGAUAUAUGGGACUUGGCCAUGAGAAGCCAUCAACUCUGGCAUAACCUUGCUCAGAGCUUAUACGAUCAAGGCCUUGAUCCUCAAGAGAUGCUCGGUUGGAAAAAGACAGGAAGCUUGCUCAUUGGAAAGACUUCUCAGGAAUGUGUUGCCCUGAAACGAAAGGUUCAUGAGCUAUCUGAAGCUGGGUUGAGAGCUGAAUAUUUGUCUGGCCCUGAUUUGUUUCUAAAGGAGCCUGCGGUCCUUGUGGAUGAUGAUACUGGGGCUGCAUUUCUUCCCGAUGAUUCGCAGUUGGAUGCCCAUCGUGCUGUUUCUUAUAUCGAGAAGGGUAACAGAGCGUUUGCAACAGAAGGAAGAUAUGCAGAGUUCUAUCAUGAACCGGUUACAGGUUUAAUAAGGUCUGAUGGGAGUAGCAAGGAGGUUGCAGGUGUUCAGACUUUGAAACGCAAUUUGUAUGGUACGAAGGCUACUAUAGUAGCUGCUGGUUGCUGGAGUGGAUCUCUGAUGCAUGAACUGCUUAAAGACUGCAACAUUUCGGUGGAAGUUCCUGUGAAGCCAAGAAAGGGGCAUCUGCUUGUGGUAGAGAAUUUUGAUUCGCUCCAUUUAAACCAUGGAAUAAUGGAGGCUGGUUACGUGGAUCAUCAAAGUGCUUCAGCUCCAGGUUUGGAUGUCGAGGAACGGAUGCUAUCUAUUUCCAUGACAGCCACAAUGGACACAACUGGAAACCUUAUUCUCGGGAGCAGCCGUGAGUUUGUAGGGUUCGAUACUGAAGCUGAUGAGACUAUCAUCCGCUGCAUAUGGGAGCGUGCAGCAGAGUUCUUGCCCAAGUUGCGUGAUUUAUCCCUUGAAGAUUUUGUCCGUAACAGGAAAGUGAGAGUUGGGUUGCGCCCUUACAUGCCUGAUGGGAAGCCAAUGAUAGGAUCCGUGCCCGGAUUACAAAACCUGUACUUGGCAGCUGGACAUGAAGGAGGUGGACUUUCCAUGGCUCUGGGAACAGCGGAAAUGGUAUCGGACAUGGUAUUGGGGAAACCAUCUCAGGUUGAUAUUUCAGCGUUUGGGGUUAUUAAAGAACUCUGUUUCUGAGAAAAAUCCCAAAUUGCUCUUGUAUUGGGAAAAUCUUCGCAGGUAGAUAUUUCAAUUUUCAACGUUUUGGUUUUGACUACAAAUUAAUUUUGAGAGUAGUACAGAACAAAAAAAAAAUUCUCCAAUUCUCCAAUGAGACAUCAACGGAAGUUUUGUGUUUGUUUGUUCUUUUGUUGUGAACAAUAUACCUGAGCGAAAUUUAAAUAUUGUAUUCUACUAA
Molecule: messenger RNA, 1691 nt
Organism: Eutrema salsugineum
Lineage: Eukaryota; Viridiplantae; Streptophyta; Magnoliopsida; Brassicales; Brassicaceae
Product: glycine oxidase
Exons: 9
Coding region: 104-1471 (455 amino acids)
Cellular component (GO): cytoplasm
Molecular function (GO): oxidoreductase activity
Source: RefSeq, a predicted model, not a curated record